Molecule: messenger RNA, 753 nt
Organism: Sugiyamaella lignohabitans
Lineage: Eukaryota; Fungi; Ascomycota; Dipodascomycetes; Dipodascales; Trichomonascaceae
Exons: 2
Coding region: 1-753 (250 amino acids)
Source: RefSeq, a predicted model, not a curated record
AUGCUGUCACAGGGUGUAAUAGGGGCUGUGAGAAGCUGGGCGGAUUUGCCUGCUAAGCUUAGAAGCUCUAUCAGCGACUCGAUUUCACCAACAUUAUCUCCUGUUUCGAAACUUGCAAGAUCAAAUUUUGGAGAAGAUGCCAAAGCGGAUAUAUCAGCAGCUAUAUCCACAAAUUGUAAAGCAGCAUCGCCCGAGGAUAAACAGGAGGCGGCAGAGGUAUUUUCAGCAGGUAAUUCUGAUCCUGGGGAAGAAGCGGGAGAAGCUUGGGCAGGAGGGGAACCAGCAGCUGAAGAAGCCUCAGGUGAUGAAGAGCCCGAUCCAGAGCCUGGAGCCUCAGGCGAUGAAGGAGAAGAUCCUGAACCGGGAGUAGCAGGUGCCUCGGGAGAUGUCUCUGGAGAUGAAGGAGUAGAUCCAGAACCAGGAGCAGCAGGAGCUUCUGGAGAUGAAGGAGAAGAUCCAGAGCCAGGAGCAGCAGGCGCCCCAGGUGAUGAGGGUGAUGAAGGGGAAGAUCCCGAACCAGGAGCAGCAGGUGCCUCUGGAGAUGAUGGAGAAGAUCCCGAACCAGGAGCAGCAGGUGCCUCUGGUGAUGAUGGAGAAGAUCCGGAACCGGGAGAAGAAGGAUUGGAGCCGGAUCCGCCUGGGGAACCUGAAGAACCUGAACCAGGAGGGGCAGCUGCAGCACCUGUCUCGCCAGCCGCUGGGGGUGUUGUACAUGGCACAGUCACUGUAACAUCUUCGGUGAGGGUUGUGUAA